AUGGCUAGUUAUUAUUUUUUAUUCUUAAUAUUAUUUUAUUAUUCAUUAAAUGUAAUUGUAUUUGCAUCAUUGGGUGAUAAUCAUUAUUUAUAUCGAGCAUGUUUAAAUCAUUGUAAACAAAUGAAUUGUAGUACAUCAUUAGGUUUACGAGAUUUUCAAGACAAACAAACAUUUUUUGAAUAUAUUUUUCAAUGGUCAUGUCAAGAUGAAUGUUCAUAUGAAUGUAUGUGGAAAACUGUUAAUGAUAUGGAAAAAAAUGACCAAGAUAUUGAACAAUUUCAUGGUAAAUGGCCAUUUAUACGUUUUCUUGGUAUACAAGAACCUGCAUCAACAUUAUUUUCAAUUUUAAAUUUACUAUCAAAUUAUAUAUUUGGUUAUCAAGUACUUCGUCGUCAUCUUCAAUAUAAUGUUCAUCCACUUUAUUCAAUGUGGAUGAUAUUUUGUUUAAUAUCAAUGAAUGGAUGGAUAUGGUCAACAAUAUUUCAUACACGUGAUAAACCAUUAACAGAAAUAUUUGAUUAUAUUGGUGCUAUUUCACUUGUUUUUUCACAAUUUGCAUGUUGUAUUAUUCGUGUUGGUUAUCGAACAAAUUAUAUGCGUUUAGCAAAAGUUGCAUCCUUAUUUUUAUUACUGUUUUUUGUUUAUCAUGCUUAUUAUUUACUUUUUAUUAAAAUGGAUUAUGGUUAUAAUAUGAAAGUUAAUAUUAUUGUUGGUGUUUUAAAUGUAAUAUGUUGGCUUUUAUGGAGUAUAAUUAAUCUUCUUUCUGGAAAAGUUUAUGUUUGGCGAUGUGCAGUAUCAGUUAUAUUAGCAAUGCUCUUUGCUACUUUAGAAUUAGCUGAUUUUGUACCUAUUGCUUGGAUAAUUGAUGCACAUUCAUUAUGGCAUUUUUCGACUAUUUUUUUACCUAUUCUAUGGUAUCGUUUUAUUGUUGAUGAUUCAAGAUAUUUACUUCGUUAUUUCAAUUGA
Messenger RNA from Rotaria sp. Silwood2, 966 nucleotides. NCBI's taxonomy places the organism in Eukaryota, Metazoa, Rotifera, Eurotatoria, Philodinida, Philodinidae. The record is from the annotation of a GenBank genome assembly.